AUGGCAGAGGAUGCUGGCGAACGGCGUCCUUACUUGGUGAACAGAAACACAGAAGUGGUCAACCAGUAUAUGGCUCAGUGCCUACAACCCCUCGUGGACUACUAUCAAGACGGCCGGCCUGAUCUCUUACCGAUCACGGUCCCCAGCUACACUCGCGACCUGCGCGCUGCGGAGGUGGCGUUCUAUUUAGCCCAGGACUCUCCGCGUCUGCGGCUGCUCGCCAGAAUCAUGGCGCGGCGUAUCCGGCACGUCUCUGCUCUGGCGCCGACACUUAGGUGGCAUCCUGAUGGAUCUGAUUAUCUUCCCUUCAUCGGCGACAGCGGGCUCAAGGCGGUCAGCCGACUGUACAAUAUCCUCGAGCUCCCCGAGUUCACCAAAACGGCCUGCAGACUCUGGACGCGCUGUCCCGCCACGAAGACGUAUCACGACACUACUCGGAACCGCUUCUUGCUUCACGGCCCUGCUCUGCCUGCAGAAAUCUGGUCUAACUCAACGCAACAUUGCAUGCCUCUCAGUCCUCCGCCGCAGAGUUGUCAGCCUCCCUCUGGUUCCAAUUCCGGUUUUAACCACCGCGUGCGCUCGCCGACCGCAAGCGAGCACGCUAGAGCCUACCUCGAUCAGAUUUUCGAUCCUAUUGUCCUGCCGGCCGUGGGGCUUCAUGAUCAUUGGGCCAGUGAGGCCAGGGACGACGACAACUACGGCUAUUCCGACACGUACGCCACUGGCGGCAAUGAUGACACUGAGGACACUGACUCGGAUCAUGGAGUGUCUCUGAACGCCGGGCAGUCCGCGCCUACGGCGAGCGGACCCGUGGCCAGAGCCGAAUAUACGAUCGACGGAAACGGUCAGGAUGGGGUCGAAAUCGAACGCUGUGAGGCAUUGGUGACGGUACUCUGA
Aspergillus terreus NIH2624 is the source of this 897-nucleotide messenger RNA. RefSeq lists its product as uncharacterized. The record is from RefSeq and is a predicted model, not a curated record. The transcript is spliced from 5 exons. NCBI's taxonomy places the organism in Eukaryota, Fungi, Ascomycota, Eurotiomycetes, Eurotiales, Aspergillaceae. The coding region runs from base 1 to 897 and encodes 298 amino acids.